Molecule: messenger RNA, 456 nt
Organism: Synchytrium microbalum
Lineage: Eukaryota; Fungi; Chytridiomycota; Chytridiomycetes; Synchytriales; Synchytriaceae
Exons: 2
Coding region: 1-456 (151 amino acids)
Biological process (GO): protein polyubiquitination; DNA repair; proteasome-mediated ubiquitin-dependent protein catabolic process
Cellular component (GO): HULC complex
Molecular function (GO): ubiquitin conjugating enzyme activity
Source: RefSeq, a predicted model, not a curated record
AUGUCAACACCAGCAAAACGCAGACUCAUGCGAGACUUUAAACGCUUGCAAACCGACCCACCAGAAGGAGUCAGUGGAGCUCCCAAUCCCGAUAACGUAUUACUAUGGAAUGCGGUUAUAUUCGGACCAGAAGAAACUCCCUUUGAAGACGGCACAUUCAAACUCAUCUUACAAUUUGACGAAUCAUAUCCAACAAAACCACCGCAUGUCAAGUUUGUUAGUAAGAUGUGCCAUCCGAAUGUAUAUGCGAAUGGAGAUUUGUGCUUGGAUAUCUUGCAGAAUCGAUGGUCUCCCACAUAUGAUGUAGCAGCCAUCCUGACAUCCAUUCAAUCAUUGCUACACGAUCCAAAUCCAAACAGUCCCGCAAACGCAGAAGCUGCGAAGCUGUUUCAGGAGAAUCGAAAGGAGUAUAAUCGUCGCGUCAGGGAAACUGUCGAAUUAUCAUGGAAUGAAUAA